AUGGGAUGUUCGAUAAAUAAGAAAAAAUUAUCCUAAUCUACCUCAAUAAAUAGUACUAAAACAACUAAUGACAAUUUUGAACAAUACUUAAAGAGUGUAGGCUCAUUAGUAGAAUUUAACGAAAUUAGAAAAGGAAAGGUUUCUUAUUAAAUAUCGAAAAAUCCAAUAAUACAAAGGAGAUUGAAUAAAUCCAAAGAGAAACUUGAUGAUAUAGACUAGGACAAGGUUUUUGUUAACUGA
Messenger RNA from Paramecium pentaurelia, 240 nucleotides. NCBI's taxonomy places the organism in Eukaryota, Ciliophora, Oligohymenophorea, Peniculida, Parameciidae. The record is from the annotation of a GenBank genome assembly.